AGGAAUCUAGUUUGUUUCCUCCCAAAAAAACAUGACAUUAACAGAUCAUACUUGACUUCACACUAUAUCACCAUUUCACAUGAUUCAUCGCUUCAACUCUAAGCCAAACCCCACAUGUUAGAUACACUCACUCACUCACUUUUCUACUUACUACAACUGCUUCUACUUUCCUAUCACUUCAUUUUUACACAUCAACACAAACACUAAUUAAUUACAAUCUAAUCCUUCUCAAACCUUUUCAUUUUAUUUUAUUCAAUUCAAUUCAAUGGGAAACUGUUUAAGUAAUUCAACGGAAACACUCACGGCGGAGAUUUUACCUAACGACGGAGCCACCGUCUACCCCACCGUUCGGUUACACGGCACGCCGGACAGUAUUUUCUCUACAUACAUUCGUUUCGCCAUUCUCCAAAAUACUACUACUACUUCGUCCGAUACUGUUUCAUCUUCCAGACCUUCGCUGCCGGCACCGCCGAAUGAGACGGCGCGUGGCUUACGAUCCAACUGGGAGAAUUCGAUUACUGUUCCAAUGAAGUCGGAUUUCGAGUCAGGCUCCCGCGAUGCGCUUCUACGGUUUAUCGACACGCGAUUCCCGGAUUUAUCGGUGCCGGAAGAAUCGUCGAAGGCGGUGGUACUGAGUGAUGGUGAGAGUGAGGAUGGAACGGUGUCGUUAAUGGUGAGGGUGACGCGGUUGCAGCAUAAGAGUGUGACGUGGCAUGUGGAGAGGUUGGUGAGAUGGGCGGAGGAUCUGGCGACACGUGGAGGGAAGAAGGCCGUUGAUCCGAAAAUGGGAAGUUGGAAGAUGGAGGUGAGGAAAUUUGGAAGGAGUUACUCUCAGUUGUUGGAUUUGAUGAUGGAGCAUGCUCAAAUGGAAGAAAGACUCAUCUUCCCUAUUUUUGAUCGUGCUGAUCGAGGGCUAACUAAAGCUGCAAAGGAGGAACAUGCUAGGGACCUUCCUAUCAUGAAUGGCAUCAAAGAAAUCAUCAAAUCUAUUGAGGUUUUAGACUCAGGAAGUUCCAAUUACAGAGAGGCUUUGUACAAUCUUUCUACUAGGCUCAAUUCAUUUCAGGAACAAUGCAAACAACACUUCAUGGAAGAGGAGUUGGAAUUACUUCCAUUAAUGGAGGCAGUGGAAUUGAGCAGAGAGCAAGAUGAAAGAGCACUAGAGCAAUGUUUUGAUGUGAUGCAAGCAACACAUAGUGGGUUGUUAAAGUUCCUUGUUGAAGGGCUCUCACCUAAAGAUGCAAUGAAAUACUUGGACUUGAUCAGCAUGUGUAGGGACAGAGAGAGAAUGGAAUAUAUGCUCAGAAUGAUAAUUGAAUGAGAUAUACUCUUCACAUGAUCAUUUGUCCAACUAUAACACUCACAUGGAUGAAUUAUGAAGCUUACAUAUAGCCAACACAAAAUGUUCAAAGUUGGGUAUUUAUGUCAUUUUUCUAAGUAAAAUGCCCUGUGUAAACUUGUAAUUUUAUCCUUUUAAUUGUGAAGUAGCAUUAGAGUUUUUUUUUUUUU
Messenger RNA from Trifolium pratense (red clover), 1509 nucleotides. RefSeq lists its product as uncharacterized. The record is from RefSeq and is a predicted model, not a curated record. Bases 266 to 1321 code for a protein of 351 amino acids. NCBI's taxonomy places the organism in Eukaryota, Viridiplantae, Streptophyta, Magnoliopsida, Fabales, Fabaceae. The transcript has 3 exons.